AAGCAUAUGAUAAGCGCAAGGAACUCCAGUUAUUAGCUGGCAGAUGUUGACUUCAGGAACAAAUUCACCUAAAUUUCAGCAUGACUAAGAAAUGCAUAAUAUGUAAAACAGAAGCGACUCCAAUUUCCAAAGAUAGACGUAGCUUUCACAUGUUUCCUAAAAAUGAAUUGAUAAGAAAGAAAUGGAUGGACGCAAUAAAUUUAUUGACAGCUCCAAACUUCAAAACUACAUUUAUAUGCAGUGACCAUUUUGAUGACAAAUCGUUCCAUGAUUCUGAUGAAUUAAGAAGUAGAAAACGACUGCGUCCAGAUGCGGUUCCUCAAAGGAUAAGUUUUAAAAAAUCCGAUGAUACAUCAAAAGAAAAAGAUUUAGGGUCAGAAAAGCUAUUUGAAAGACCCAUUGAUAAAGACUAUUCUAAAUCUGAGAUGGUGACUGAUCUUUCUAAUACAUGUAUUAAAGCCACAAAUGAACAAGAUUGUUUAACUGGAGAGAAAAGUAAUAAUACUAUGAAUAAUGUUCCAAACAGUGGUAAUAGAAGGAAACAUUCAUUCAUCAAAAAAAUACCACCUAAAAAAAUUCGUUUUAUGAAUGGCUUUAAAACAGAAUAUAUAACUCGAGAAGACUUUGUUUCUGAUGAAGCUUGGGAGCGCUUCCUCAGGUUAAUAACCUAUGAAAGAAAUAGAAUGGCAGCUGCUCAUAAUAGGAAUUCACGUAAAGAAAAGAAAAUAAGAAAUUUUAAACUUUUCAUAAAAGGUUUGGAAAACAGUGAAGAACUUGAUGCUACUCAAUAUGUGAAGGUCUGUUUAGAAUAACUAUUUUAUAUUUCUAUUUUAUUAUUUUAUUUCGUUAUUACAUAGUUCUUCCGUUUUGGGUUUGGACGGUUCAGAUUUUACGAUAUUGCAUAUUUUAAGUUUUUAAUUCUCUCUUGUAUUCUUAUAUGAUUUUAUAUUAUCACAUAUUUAUUAACUUUGACUACAAUUGUCUUUGUGAAUAAAACAUGAACGAAAUUUAA
This is a messenger RNA of Bombus huntii, 1012 nucleotides long. RefSeq lists its product as uncharacterized. The record is from RefSeq and is a predicted model, not a curated record. Lineage: Eukaryota; Metazoa; Arthropoda; Insecta; Hymenoptera; Apidae. The coding region runs from base 81 to 812 and encodes 243 amino acids. The transcript is spliced from 5 exons.